Molecule: messenger RNA, 2206 nt
Organism: Ricinus communis (castor bean)
Lineage: Eukaryota; Viridiplantae; Streptophyta; Magnoliopsida; Malpighiales; Euphorbiaceae
Product: tubby-like protein 8
Exons: 9
Coding region: 730-1953 (407 amino acids)
Source: RefSeq, a predicted model, not a curated record
AUAUCUAUUGUUAUAUACUAAAAUUUUGAUUUUUCUACAAAUUACUUGCUUUAAAAAAUUGCAACUAGGAAGAGUACUUUUAAAAAUAAAUUAUUACAUAUUCAUACAAUGGAAGAAUGAAUAGCUGAGAAUAAGAAAAGUAGCCUGAGAGUAUGAAUGUUUAAACUGCGUUUCCCGCUCUAACGGUACUCCAAAAUCAAAUUUCCGACAGUUACCGUUAGCCCCUCAAAAUUAAAACAUAUUAUUACUUAUUAUUCAGUCCCCACUACCCAACAAAAAAGAAAAGAAAAACUAUGCACACUUCUCUAACACACUUUCAAAUUCAAAUCAGUGGGACCCGUCAGAAAAAAAUUAAAAAAAAAACCUCCAUUACUCUUUUCCAAAGCUAUCACAGCCAAUCACAUUCAAUUUUGCUGCUGCAUGUCAUGGGACCUGUUUACAGCAUCAUGCUGUGUCAAAAUCUGGAUUUUAGAUUUCUUUUUUGGUUUAAAUGCCACCAAAAAUCAUAUGCAGAACUAGUAUUAAGCCAUAGUUACUAGAUUUUAAUAAAGCUUGCAUUUUUCUAUGUAAAUUCAGUUCUUUAUCAUUCAAGAAUCUGUCUUUAGUGGAUGUGAAGAUGAAAAACAACCAGAACAAAAACCCAUUGUUCUAAAAUCUUUCCCAGAACAUACCAAAACCCAAGCACCCAAUCUUCAUACCAGUUCUGUCUAUUUUUCUUUCUAUCAAGAAAUGGCUGAUGUCAAGAAACCAACUGCUUUAACUCAAUCUUCAUACAAUUCCCUUUACUUCAAUCCUUUAACUGAGUCCAAACACCAGCAUAGCUGCAGUGAAGGAGACUUAGCUUCAGCUUUUACUGAUAACAAAGAGAAUAACCAUCCAAUCUUUGGCAUUGAUAAUAAAGAAAAUGCAAGGCCCACAAACUCUAAACCCUUAUCUACAAAUGGGUCUGUUGCUGUUAUGCCAAAGAAGUUAUCAUCAAAUAUGAAAUCUUUGUCUACUGGCAGAGUUUUUAAGCCAUCUUCUUUGCAGUGUUGUAUGCAGAUGAAUGAGCCUGAAAAGGUUUUCAAAUCUAUAUUAUGGGAUCCUGUUGAGUCUGAGAACUCAACUUCUUCCUUGAAAAUUUGGGAUUUUUCUGAUUCUGAGGCUGCUCCUGCUUCUUCUUGGUCUAUAUUGCCUAAUAGGGCAUUGCUAUGUAGGCCUUUGCCAUUGGACAUAGGUAGGUGUACCUGUGUCAUUGUGAAAGAAGCACUACCAGAAGGAUUAAAUGGGGGUUCAGUGUACUCACUGUAUACAAAUGAAGGACAGGGACGACAGGAUCGGAAACUAGCUAUAGCUCACCACAAGCGGCGCAAUGGAAAGUCAGUAUAUACUAUAGCUCAGAACAUCAAGGGAGUUCUGUCUAGUUCUGAUGAUAGUUUUCUUGGAAGUAUAACAGCUAACUUCAUGGGUUCCAAGUAUCACAUAUGGGAUCAGGGUAGCCGCCUGAAUUCGCCAUCUAAGCAGCGUAAUCCACUUCUGAGUGUUGUUACAUUCGUGCCCACUGUAACCACAUGCAUGGGGAGUUAUAGAAGCAUGAGAGUUUACAUACCUAAGCACCAGUCAAUGCUGCUAAAGAACACAGCUCAGAUGCAACACAUUAAUGGUCUGCCCAAGGAUUGGGAGGGGAAAGUGGAGAAAGUACAUCAGCUACAUUCAAGAAGUCCAAACUACAAUAAUUUUUCAAGGCAAUAUGAGUUGGACUACAGAGACAGGGGCAGAGCUGGACUUAGAAUCCAAAGAUCAGUGAAAAAUUUCCAACUGACAUUGGAGGAGAAUGGGAAGCAGACAAUUUUGCAGCUUGGAAGGGUGGGGAAGUCAAAGUUUGUGAUGGAUUUCAGAUAUCCUUUAACAGGUUAUCAAGCGUUUUGCAUAUGCUUGGCUUCAGUUGAUUCAAAACUUUGUUGCACAGUUUAAGUCACCAAGUUUUUUGCAGUUCAAUCUCCGAACUCAAAUCUUUUUAGUUUCUUUCUUCUUUCUGCUGUUUCUGGUAUGUGCUUCUCACUUCAGAAGAAGCUACCUCGAAAAGUGUCAUUUUGUAAGAGUAGGAAACAAUUAGCUGAUAGUCAUUACUUAUGAAGUGAUUGAUAUCUGAACCCAUUGAAGUUAUAUGUAAAUGCUAUGUGAUAUUCUGAUUCUGGAAUUAAUUUACAUGCAUCUGAGAUUCAAA